GUUUUUCAAAGCCUAUUUUCCUUUCAUGUUUGAGAAUGCCGGAGGGUCCUGAGCUCCAUUUGGCCAGCCUGUUUGUCAACAGGAUGUGUGAAGGGCUUGUGUUUUCUGGAGCCGUAGAGAAGUCUGAAGUGAAUAAAAAUCCUGAGGUCCCAUUCUGCUGCGAUGCCUAUUGCAUCAAAGCCCAGUCCAGAGGAAAAGAGGUCAGACUCACACUCACGCCCAUUAAAAAUGAUGACAACGGUAAACGCAAAGUCAGUAAACAUCAGUCCCAGCAGCCGAUGGAUGUGGUUUUCCGAUUUGGGAUGUCAGGGUUUUUCCACUUCACCUUAGUAGACGACCUUCCAAAACACGCCCACCUGCGGUUCUACACUAAAGAGAACCCACGCAGGGUUCUGAGUUUUGUGGACACACGCAGAUUUGGCAGCUGGCACCCAAAUGGGACAUGGCAAAAAGACAGAGGGCCUUGCGUCAUGUUUGAGUACAAGAGCUUCCGGGAGAAUGUUCUUUCAAAUCUGUCUGACAAGGCAUUUGACAAACCCAUCUGUGAGGCGCUCUUAAAUCAGAAGUAUUUCAACGGGAUUGGGAACUAUCUUCGAGCAGAGAUUUUGUUCAGAUUACAAAUCCCCCCAUUUACGAAGGCACGGACGGUUCUAGAGGGUAUUGAGCUGAAAGACGAGGAUAAAAAAGAGAUCAAAAAGACAACAGAUACAGCUGGUAAGAAGGGGGUGAAGGUUGAGACUCCAGACCUCCUUUCUUUGUGUCACGAUGUUCCCUUCGAGGUUGUGAAACUGGGUGAAAAUGGCUAUGCACCAGCAAAAGGGGAAUAUUCUGUGCUACAAGCCUGGAUGCAGUGUUACUCUGUGGAUGGAAUGAACUCAAUAAGUGACCACAAUGGACGGACAAUUUGGUUCAAAGGGGAUCCUGGACCUAUGGUGCCCAAAAAUGCCAAAUCUCGCAAAAUGAAGUGGAAAAUACAGAAAGAUGAUGAUUAUACUGAUUCAAAGAAAGCCAAAAAGACACGCACCGACAGCAUUGAAAUAAAAAAGCCUGCCAAGAAAAAGGACAACAUAAAGGUAAAGAAAGAAAGUGCAACCUCCAAAGCACAAAGUGGUUCAAAAAGGCAGAAAAAAGUCACAAAAAGGGUCAGUACAGAACCUGCAGAUGAGAACAAAAAGUCGAAAAAUCAAGGAAAGAGAAGCUCAAAAGUUCCUCCAAGGACUGGAACUAACAAAAUCAAAGGGCAGCGUGUGAAGGAAGUGAAUAAAACUAAAAGGAAUUCCGUUACCUGCAGGAAAAGUGCAACAAAAGCAAAGCCACAGCAGAGAAGUAGUGGGACAAGGCGAGGCCGUUCCAGAUGAUGUGAUUCAAAUCUGAAUACUUUUCAAAAGGAGAUGAAUCAGCAAACUACUGUAAUGGACCACGCAGACUUUUUAUAUUCAGUAAAAACUUCAUAAUCUAUUUUUAACAUAUAUAAAGUAUGUAUACAAAAAAAUAAAUACUUAAAAUAUAUAUAUAAAAAUAUAUUUCCUUUAUUGCUGGUUGUUUAUAUGACCAUCUUGCUAAUUUCUUUUCCUAAAAUGUCACUUACAAAGAAAGGAAGUUGAGAGUAUUAUAUUGCAAAUCUUACAUUGCAAUUUAUUUACAAAAAAUAUAUAUAUAAGCUCAUGUGAAAAAAAAAAAAAUGUAUUCAAUCAUUUAAGAAGGUGAAUAUGUUUAUCAAACACAAAUUUUCCGAAAAUGAUAGAAGCUACUCAGGGACUUAAACAAGAGAUUUAAGUACCUGCAUCAUAACUGAUAUGGAUUUAAAUGGUUCACUGUAUAAUUAAGAGGAGAGAUCUGAUUUGAAAGGGUUUGAACAUUAAGGAUAUUCCAGAGGUGGUCUUUGACACAGGAAUACUGGAAUCAGGACGCUCCAGGAGAUCACAACUGUAAAGAAAGUGAGUUAUGAGUUAAGGUGGUGAUACACUGGACAACUUUUUUAACAAUGUUCCUCAAUCAAAUUUAUAUAUUUUUUUAUUGAUUUCUUUUUGGAUCAGAUGCCACUAGAAAGCUAAUUUGGUCACUUGUUGACCAAUGUCAUCCAGAGAACCAAAAGCUUAUCUCACCUCAUGUAUUUGUCUUAAAUAUCAUAUAUUUUUGUUAAAUGCAUUGUUUCUUUUUCUUUAAAAAAUUAAUGAAAGUGUCUAUCAUAUCGCUGCAUAUUUCAGGACCAAUAAAGUUACUUACAAAUUC
Molecule: messenger RNA, 2232 nt
Organism: Ctenopharyngodon idella (grass carp)
Lineage: Eukaryota; Metazoa; Chordata; Actinopteri; Cypriniformes; Xenocyprididae
Gene: neil1
Product: nei-like DNA glycosylase 1
Exons: 10
Coding region: 36-1358 (440 amino acids)
Biological process (GO): base-excision repair
Cellular component (GO): nucleus
Molecular function (GO): DNA-(apurinic or apyrimidinic site) endonuclease activity; DNA N-glycosylase activity; zinc ion binding
Source: RefSeq, a predicted model, not a curated record